AUGGCUUCGCCUUUCCCAGUAGCCUUGCCCGUGUCCAGCACACGGGCUCACAACGACUCGUCUUCAGUCCUUAUGAAAGUCACUACAGAAACAGCUCGCAGAAACGAAAAGAUCUUGCCCAAGGACGGCGAGCCCAACGUCCUGGUCACCUCAGCACUUCCCUACGUCAACAACGUCCCACAUCUCGGCAACAUCAUCGGCUCCACAUUGAGUGCCGACGUCUACGCACGAUACUCCCGAACAAGGAAUCGCAACACCCUCUACAUCUGCGGUACUGAUGAAUACGGUACUGCCACCGAGACCAAGGCGUUGGAGGAUGGUGUCACACCACAGGAGCUUUGCGACAAGUACCACGCCCUCCACGCUGAGGUUUACGAAUGGUUCCAAAUCGGCUUCGACCACUUCGGCCGCACCACCACCCCGAAGCAGACCGAGAUCGCACAGGACAUCUUCCUCAAGCUUCACAAGAACGGCUAUCUGGAGGAGCGCACCAUGACCCAGCUCUUCUGUGAGAAGUGCGUUCGCUUCCUUGCCGACCGAUACGUGGAAGGCAUCUGCCCUCGCUGCGGUUACGAUGAUGCCCGAGGUGACCAGUGCGACAAAUGUGGUCAGCUUUACGAUGCUGUCGAGCUUGUCAAGCCGCGAUGCAAGCUCUGCUCGUCACCACCUAUCCAGAAGGACUCUUCCCAUAUGUUCAUUCGUAUCGACGAGUUGCAGCCAUUGACCGAGAAGUGGGCCAAGGAGCAGGCAGAGAAGGGAGGAUGGAGCUCCAACGGCAAGCUCAUUACCGAGAGUUGGUUCAAGGAGGGACUCAGACCUUUUAGUUUGACCCGUGAUCUCAAGUGGGGUGUGCCCGUCCCUAUCAAAGGUAUGGAGGACAAGGUGUUGUACGUUUGGUUCGAUGCUCCCAUUGGAUACCCAAGUAUCACUGCCAACUACACCGACGAAUGGGAGAAGUGGUGGAAGAACCCGGACAACGUCAAGCUCUACCAGUUCAUGGGUAAGGACAAUGUUCGAUUCCACACCGUCAUCUUCCCCUCUUGCUUGAUCGGCAGUAAGGACCCCUACACUCUGCUUCAUCACGUCAACACCACCGAGUACCUUCAGUACGAGGGCGGCAAGUUCUCCAAGUCGAGAAACAUUGGUGUUUUCGGUGACAAGGCACGCGAUCUUGGACUUUCUGCUUCCGUCUGGCGAUACUACCUCCUGGCCAAUCGACCCGAGACCGCUGACAGCCAGUUCGCAUGGCGCGAUUUCAUCGCACGCAACAACUCGGAGCUUCUCGCCAACCUGGGUAACUUUUGUAACCGUGUCCUCACUUUCAUGAAGAAGUACGACCAUAUCAUUCCCGCCAUCCCUGCCGACUCGGAGCUGCGGAGCUACAAGGACGGUCCCGUCGUCGCAGCUACGGAGGGAGCCGACGACGCUUCGGUUCUCUCUCGCUUUGCCCGCGAUGUCAACUCCAUCCUUGCUCAGUACGUCUCAUCUAUGGAAGCAGUCAAGAUCCGAGCUGGUCUUCAGCACAUGAUGGCCAUCUCUGCUCGCGGUAACCUCUUCCUCGUCGAGUCGCAUUUUGACAACACCUUGUUCAACGAGAACCGCGCUCGCUGCGACGAGGUCAUGAUUGUCUCUCUCAAUCUCAUUUGGUUGCUUUCGGCUCUCAUCCACCCCUUCAUGCCCGAGACCUCGGACUCGAUUCUCAAACAGCUCGAUGCACCUCCCCGUGCCAUCCCCGAAGACGACAAGUUCUCCCUCGACUUGCUUCCGGGUCACAAGGUCGGAAAAGCAGCUCACUUGUUCAAGCAGAUCGAUCCCAAGCAAGAAGAGGUCUGGCGUAUCCAAUUCGGCGGUGCUGCCGAUGCAAAGAAGGAGGGUGAAAAGCCACAGAUGAGCAAGAAGCAAGCGAUGAAGGCGGCAAAAGCAGCCAAGAAGCAAGUUGAAGCUGCUAAACCGCAGGUCAAGAACAAGACUCCCGAACUCAUCCAUCUUGAAACUAAGGUCGCAACCGAGGGUGAAUCAUUGAAGAAGUUGAAGGAGAGCGUCAAGACCGCUUCCGAAGCCGAGGACAAGGCUAAGUUGGAAAAGGAGGUCGAGUCGCAGUUGUCGAGUUACUUGGCAUUGAAGAAGGAGAUGGAGGAAUUGACUGCUAACUUGGCUAAGCUUGAGAUGGAAGCUGAGGGUGAUGCUGCUCCUGCUGCAAGUCAGUGA
Ustilago hordei is the source of this 2208-nucleotide messenger RNA. RefSeq names its product putative MES1 - methionyl-tRNA synthetase. Gene Ontology annotation, biological process: methionyl-tRNA aminoacylation. Gene Ontology annotation, cellular component: aminoacyl-tRNA synthetase multienzyme complex; cytosol. The record is from RefSeq and is a predicted model, not a curated record. Bases 1 to 2208 code for a protein of 735 amino acids. The transcript has a single exon. Gene Ontology annotation, molecular function: methionine-tRNA ligase activity; ATP binding. Lineage: Eukaryota; Fungi; Basidiomycota; Ustilaginomycetes; Ustilaginales; Ustilaginaceae.